Messenger RNA from Daktulosphaira vitifoliae (grape phylloxera), 1010 nucleotides. It is a transcript of the gene Arl8, whose product is annotated as ADP-ribosylation factor-like protein 8B-A. Gene Ontology annotation, cellular component: lysosomal membrane. Bases 159 to 728 code for a protein of 189 amino acids. The transcript is spliced from 4 exons. The record is from RefSeq and is a predicted model, not a curated record. Gene Ontology annotation, molecular function: GTP binding; GTPase activity. Lineage: Eukaryota; Metazoa; Arthropoda; Insecta; Hemiptera; Phylloxeridae. Gene Ontology annotation, biological process: protein transport; anterograde axonal transport.
UGUAGCAAGUUCUUUUCUUCACUUCAUUCAUUUAACGUUAUUGGUUAAAACAAGUAGUCAUUGUUCUUUUAUUUCCUAACAGUAAAAAUACAGGAUUCUCAUUGUGUAAAACGUAUUUUUAUUUUCUAAGUUGAAAUUUAAAAAUAAAUCUGUUCAAGAUGAUGGCUCUUAUCAAUCGGAUACUUGACUGGAUUAAAAGCAAAUUUUGGACAGAAGAAAUGGAACUUACUCUUGUAGGAUUACAGUGUUCUGGAAAAACUACGUUUGUACAUGUUAUUGCGUCUGGCCAAUUUAAUCAAGAUAUGAUACCAACAGUGGGGUUUAACAUGAGAAAAGUUACAAAAAAUAAUGUAACAAUAAAAAUUUGGGAUAUAGGAGGUCAACCACGUUUCAGGUCAAUGUGGGAGCGUUAUUGCCGAGGUGUAAAUGCCAUAGUUUAUAUGGUAGAUGCUGCUGACACUGAUAAAUUAGAAGCUUCUAGAAAUGAACUCCACAGUUUAAUUGAUAAGCCACAAUUAGUUGGAAUACCCGUUUUAGUUUUGGGAAACAAAAGAGACUUACCUAAUGCUCUUGAUGAAGUUGAACUGAUUGAUAGAAUGAAUUUAAAUGCCAUUCAAGAUCGAGAAAUAUGUUGUUAUUCUAUUUCAUGCAAAGAGCAAGAAAAUAUUGAUAUAACUUUGCAGUGGUUAAUAAGUCAUUCAAAAUCAAAUCGCCAGUCUUCAACGUAAAAUUAAUUUCAUGAUUAUUUACUAGCACAUAGUAAUUGUGCUAAAAAUAAUUAAAUCAAUACUUGAUUUGAUUAUUUUUAAGGCUGAUUCAUUUUUACACUUAUAUAUCCCAAAUAAAAUGUAUUAUCACCAUACUUAAUUCCAUGUAUGAAUCUCUGACAUGUCUAAAAGUUAUUAUUGUUUAUUUAUCUAAAGAAAAUAACUAACCAAUUUAAUUUAGUUAAAAUUAUUCUAGGAAAAAUGAUUAAUUUUUUUAUAUAGAACUUUCUCCAGUCUUUUAUA